CCACCUUUCACAAUGUCUGCUCUAAUGCCCGGAGUACAAUUGGCAAGGACGGUCACUUCGGCUGCAGCGCUUGGGUUCGUGCCAGUGGCUAUCAAGUUCGGCUUGUUCGACCUUUUGGUCGAGAUUGAGAAACCUGCCCACGGGAAAGAAGUCCUCAUGGCGUACGAACAAUCUGUGGGCAGUGAUAGGAAAAGCAUGCCGUGUCUCCAGUUGAUCGACGAUAUCUUGUACGCUAUGGCGGGACUCGGCUUUGUGGACAUGACAGAUGAUUGCGUUUACUCCGCCAACGACAUAACCCGACAUUUAGUGCACAUACCUUCGGCUCAGCACGGAGCAUUGCACUUCACGACGGAAGCUCUCUUGGCCGGUGCAUUUCUCAUGCGCCGACUGGAGAGUGGUGGCUGUCAAUAUCCAUUUGAGGAGCUCCAUACACCAUUGCAGUUUGUAUACCAAAAGAUGGGCAAUGACGAGCUCGCGCAACAGCAUACCUAUGAUAUUAUGGCAGCCGAAGGACGAAUGGACAGCUUCAAUCGCUUUAUGAUGGGCAAAUUCAUGAAGACCGCCACCGCUCCGGAGCGUCUGGCGCGGUUUAAAUAUCACCUCGACACAGUUCUCCAGGACGCCAAGUCUCGCCGCGUCAUCGCGAUGGCCUUUCCCGAAUUGAGCGACAAGGAUCUGGUGGUCCAGGAGUUCAACCAUGAAAUCCGCGAAAUCCCGGGCCUUACGCUCUCCACAUGGAACUACAAGGAAAAUGACAGUGAACAGCCGAUCCAGGGGGCAGGAGUCUAUCACCUGGCAUAUAUUUUGCACAAUCUGCCUGACCUGGAUGCGGCACGCCUACUGCAAAAGCUCUCGCAGGCCAUGCACCCACAAUCGCGCCUACUGAUCCAUGAGUUUACUAAGAAUGCCAACAAUGCGAAAAUGCAUGCCAGUAUGAUUGCGUUGUUUGGGGGGCGAGAGAGAAGUGCGAGCGAGUGGCGCCAGCUGGCGGCGUUGGCAGGUCUCAGGGUCACCUUUGAGGCCUACCCUGAGGGAGGGGAGGGGCUUGUGAAGAUGAGAAAGCUUUGA
Molecule: messenger RNA, 1068 nt
Organism: Aspergillus brunneoviolaceus CBS 621.78
Lineage: Eukaryota; Fungi; Ascomycota; Eurotiomycetes; Eurotiales; Aspergillaceae
Product: putative O-methyltransferase
Exons: 6
Coding region: 13-1068 (351 amino acids)
Molecular function (GO): O-methyltransferase activity
Source: RefSeq, a predicted model, not a curated record